CGACGCCCGAAAUCGAGGAGUCGGUUCACGUAUGUCGUGACAGCGGAGGUGUCUUAAAGUAGCCUACUUGGGAGUCUUCCACGUUCACCACAUCAGCUCCCGUUGUUGCCCAACCGCACGCCCUACUCAUCCAAUAUCCCUCAUGGCUCGAACAAUGUCUCGAACCUCAUCUACCGAGAGUGUCAUUGGUCUGAACACAGAGGCAAUGGGAGCUCCUGAGACCUCCAAACCGUCACGGCGCCCAUUAGGCUCCAACCUUCCAGGAGCUCCCAGCCUUACCAGCUAUGUAACUGCCCGGUCCACCACCUCUAGCUACAAAACUGCACGGUCGCAUUUUACCGAAGCAGGAUCCAUUGAAUCUUCAUCACAUCACCGAAGACGGGUAGAUCGCAUCAUGUAUGCUUUCGCUCGAUCCAAGGGUGGUGCAGAAAUGUUAGAGCGCACGAUAAUGCACCGAGACAGCAAUGUUGCGCAAAAAUCGCAGGUUCCGCAACCGCUGCUAGUGGUUGACAGCGAGUGGACAGAAUAUCUUCGUGAACGCGGAAUACUGCUUGACCCCCUGUACGAGCUCGAUUGGUCCGGUUGGGGACAACACCUUGAGUACAAAUCCAGCGAAGAGACUAAAAUACCACUCGACACAGAGAAGGCACUGGGUUAUAGUGGAACCGCACUUGUUGAGAGCGUCAUGUGCCGUCGAAUACGGCUAGCCAGAAAGACUGUCCGAUGCAGCCGAAGGGUGACGCGAGAAGAGGCCAUAGUUGAAGUUGAACAUCUCCAGCGACUUCUAUACUCUCACAUUUUUAGGGUUGUGGGAACUUAUACCUUGAGGAAGGACCUCGCGAUUCUGUUGUAUCCAGCUGCUGAGUACAACCUCGAGCAAUACAUGGAUCACGUGACAGAUACAUCGUCCACCUAUCCGACAAAACCACGAUCCGAAUACCUCAGUACCUUUAUGGGGUGCCUUGCUAGAACGGUAAGAUUCCUUCAUGAGAGCAAUGUGAAACAUAUGGACAUUAAGCCAAGAAAUAUCUUGAUUCGACGAAAAUUCGACUCAAUCGAUCAAGAAUGGAAGGUACGCACCAAAACAUCCAUCCGAUUUCUAACUCAUGGAUCCUUUCGAUAUCGACUUACCCUCUCAGGUAUAUCUGGCAGACUUUGGAAUCGCACGCGCCUACUCGAGUGCUGCUGAGGCCGAAUCUGGGUCACCUAUCUCCUACACCCGCACCUACGCUGCCCCUGAGGUGGUAAUGCAGGAGAAGCGGGGUUUCGGUGCAGAUAUAUUCUCGCUCGGUUGUGUGUUUAUCGAUAUGGUGGCUACCUUGGGGUCG
This is a messenger RNA of Paraphaeosphaeria sporulosa, 1328 nucleotides long. RefSeq lists its product as uncharacterized. Gene Ontology annotation, molecular function: protein kinase activity; ATP binding. The record is from RefSeq and is a predicted model, not a curated record. The transcript has a single exon. Gene Ontology annotation, biological process: protein phosphorylation. NCBI's taxonomy places the organism in Eukaryota, Fungi, Ascomycota, Dothideomycetes, Pleosporales, Didymosphaeriaceae. Bases 143 to 1189 code for a protein of 348 amino acids.